Messenger RNA from Chenopodium quinoa (quinoa), 1449 nucleotides. Its product is annotated as deSI-like protein At4g17486. The transcript has 4 exons. NCBI's taxonomy places the organism in Eukaryota, Viridiplantae, Streptophyta, Magnoliopsida, Caryophyllales, Amaranthaceae. Bases 381 to 1022 code for a protein of 213 amino acids. Gene Ontology annotation, molecular function: deubiquitinase activity. The record is from RefSeq and is a predicted model, not a curated record. Gene Ontology annotation, biological process: protein deubiquitination.
UUAGUUUUAAAGAGUGAGAUAUUAGAGAUUCAAAAUCUGUAUCUUAUCAAUAUUUUCGACCAAAAUCCACCGCGGAAUAUAAUUGAGAAUCAUUCUGUUUUUUUAAUUGGUUUUCCAACCACGUUCAAAUAUUCCUAUAAAAUUUGACUGGAGGCCCCAAAAUUGCCUGUUUCUCCCUUUUUUUUUUUUUUUUUUUCUCUCUCCUCCACACCCAACAGCAGGGCUGAUCUCAGAAGCUUAGCUUUGUUACUGGGUUGCUGGGGAUUUCUCAAAAUCCUCAUCACCUGAAAACAAAGUUGUGUUCUUGAAAAGAGGGUUUCAGUAUUUUCUGAGGAAUAAAAAAAAAUACUAAUUUGGGAAAAAAGGGGGAAAUUCAAAUAAUGGGUAAUGAAGAAUCAUCAACGGCUAAAAAUGAUGGAGGAAUUGAAACCCAGGUGGUAUUGAAUGUGUAUGACCUAACGCCUCUUAAUCAUUACACCUACUGGUUCGGUUUUGGGAUUUUUCAUUCCGGCAUUGAAGUCCAUGGCAUGGAGUAUGGAUUUGGAGCCCAUGAUUUUCCAGUUAGCGGAGUUUUUGAAGUGGAACCAAGGAGCUGUCCAGGUUUUAUAUACAGAUGUUCUAUCUCAUUAGGCCGGACGAGUAUGUCCCAACCUGAGUUUCAGCAUUUCGUUGAGCGAGUUGCUUCUGAGUACCAUGGAGAUACUUAUCAUCUCAUCACCAAAAAUUGCAAUCAUUUCACAGACGACCUCUCCUUUAGAUUGACUGGCAAAAAUAUCCCUGGAUGGAUCAACCGUCUAGCCCGAACUGGUGCUGUUUGUAGCUGCCUGCUUCCCGAGAGUCUGCAAACCACAACUAUUAAACAGUUGCCCGAGUAUCAUGAUUGCAUAGAUGGAAUGGAAUCGUCUUCAGUAGACAGUCCUCAUGAGCACACUGAAAGCGAAGAUACUGAUCAAGAUAAAAUUCUGCUGCUAUCACCAAAACCUGGAUGUAAUGAUGUUGCUUUUAUCAGGGAAGCAGAAUAACAGAGGUGCAAUCCGUUAGCUUCUUAGAAGACGUGCUUGCUAGAAUGGCUAGCAGAGAGACCUCUACUUAAGGAGCUCUCCAUUUCUGUAUUCCCCGCGAAUUACCUCCAUUUUUUUGUAUAUUUUGGCCUCACCUUCUUGCUGGAAUUAGUGAGUUGUAUCAUUGUGAUUGCAAUCUCAGCUCAUGUUAGUCCUUUGCCAAAAGUUAAGGUUUUGCUUAAAGUUGGUGUAAUUGUUAUUAUAUUGCCCCGAGGGCUUUCUGAACUUUCACCAGUCUGUGAUCGCAUAAUGAUGUCAACCCGUUUUGUGUAUGAUCUUGAAGUGUUACACAAUCAAAGAGACAGUUUAUUAAUGAUUAGAGAUUAGAUUGUUAAAGCUACAUUGGAUGAGUAAGGGUGCAAGUAAUAUCACAACUAUUAAGUGCUCC